UGGUCAAAAAGGAGUCAAAUACCUACUUACAUUUCUGCACCACCAAAUUAGUGCCGAUGUGAAAGGCUUGUAUUUAUAUUUUCGAAUUUUAUAAAGCUGAGGAUUAUAUGUUUCCGAUAGAUUUCAAUCGUUUGAAUUUGUUGUCUUCGAAGAAUUGUUACGUUCGUGUAAAUUUUCCCAGCUAUAAUAUUUGCAAAAUUAUUACCUAGCUCGUGCAAACAUUAUUUAUCGCUACGUAGGGACUGAUUUGAUAUCAGUUGGAAAAGACGAGAGUGCCGUUAGAAUCUUUAUCUGAGGCAAGACUUGAUGCUAGUUGAUGGAUACCUCGUAGCAGCAGGCAGUAGACGGUAGACUGGCAUUUUCUUUUAAAUUGACCUCAACUUGAAGAAGUAUGGAGCCUACAAAAAUAUCGGUCUCUGAAACCAUUUUGAAGGAUGAAGCAAAAAUCGACAUUGUAGCCAAACUACGAAAUCUUAUGACUGACGAUGCAGCAAUUACAACUUUUAUGCAUGAUGAAUCGCUGCCAAAUCUACCAGUCCCUUCACUUCCUCAGACGAUGGAAAGGUAUAUUAAGAGUUGUACUCCUUUUCUCAAUGAUGCAGAACUUGCAUUCACUGAAAAAGUUGUACAAGAUUUUAUGUCUAAGGAGGGACCAGUCUUGCAAGCUAAGCUGUUACAGAGAGCCAAUCAGCAUAAAAACUGGCUGGAGGAUUGGUGGAUGACCUAUGCCUACCUAAACUUCCGCCAACCUUUAUUGCCUCUUCUGAACAUUGGGGGUCCUCAAACUCUGCACCUCUCAUCUUGGCCCCCAUCCUAUGAUAAUGCUAUCUUUUAUGCUGCACUCUUUGCCUACACUGGUCUUUGCUUCUACCAAAUUCUACGUGAAGAAAGAAUUCAUCCUCAGUCAUCAGUAAAGGGUAGCAAGCUGAGCAUGGAGCAGUUCAGACGUUUCUAUAACACCUGCCGUAUCCCAGGAGUUGGUAGUGAUGUCCUCUUCAGUUGCUGGAAGACAAAACGAGAGGGCGAGUGCCCCAAUCACGUGGUGGUGCUGUGUAACGGCCACGUGUGGUUUCUUCAGCCUUGGGAUUCACAAGGUGAGGCUCUGAACGUUUCAGAGUUGAUGGCGCAGCUCACGAGCAUUCGGGAGCAGAGUGACAGGCUGGGCCCUGGGCCUGGAGUGGCAAGCCUCACUUUUACCCCUUCUCUUUGUGACCAGGCUUGUUGGGAGAGCGUGUGUGGCGACAUCAGCAACCGCUGGACGGACAAGAGCCUCAGCAUCAUCGUCACACGCAGCGGCUACACGCUCAGCAAUAAUGAUCACACACCCUACGACGCAAUGGUGCUGGUGGUGCUGAUGCACUUCCAGCACCGCCUGCUGGAGCUGCUCGACGUGCAGCAGCUGAGGGCGGCGCCCGUACGGCUGCACCUCGCGCCGCCACAGCUGCUCAAGUUCGACCUCGACCCCAGCCUCGUUGAGGCCAUCGCUGCUGCACGUGUCUACAGCAAGACGCUCACUGACAACAUCGAAGUGUCAUUCGACCAAUACUUCAAGUUUGGCAAAAAUUGGAUGAAGGAGAAGAAAGUCCACCCUGAUGCUCUCGUUCAGAUGGCCUUACAGCUCGCCUACUACAGAACCUACGGAAAGAUGGCGCCAACGUACGAGACUGCUACGACUCGCCAGUUCUACCACGGCCGCACGGAGACUGUAAGGAGCUGUACGCCGGCCGCUAAAGCCUUCGCUAUUACCAUGAUGGACCCCUCAGCAUCGGUUUCGACUAAGGCACAGGCUGUGCGGGCGGCGUGCGCAGGCCACGACGCCCAGAUGCGCGAGUGUCAGGCGGGCCAAGGCGUUGAUAGGCACCUGCUUGGCCUCUACAUCACCGCUCUCGAGGCCGGCCAAGACGUGCCCGCCAUCUUCACCGACCCUGCCUUCGUCAAGUCCGGUGGUGGAGGCAACUACGUACUGUCGACCAGCACUCUGGGCUAUACGGACUGCACGGGAGGCGUGGCCCCGAUGGUGCAGCACGGCUACGGCUGCUUCUACACCAUGCUACCAAACCGGCUGUACCUGUUCGUGUCGUCCUUCAGAGAUGGAGGUGCUGUGCCAGCCCCUGAGUUUCUUGCCAUAUUCAAGCGCUCUUUGGAUGACAUCAAAGAGGUUCUCGAUGCUGAGAGCGCCCUGGCCAAGCUUUAGCUUCACUUCACAGCUCUUAUCAGACAUUGAGACUAUGUGCAAUAUGAUGCAACUUCGUCCAAAAUCGAUAGUCCUAAACUGAAUCUACUUGUCGUCACUUAAUGUAACUAUUAACUAAACGAAUCUGCAGAUUUUUUUAAUUCUUGCUAGUUUUUUGUUGAGUAUAGAAUUAUAUUUACUACUUUGAAUUCAUACGAACUCACAAAAUUUUACCAAUGCCAUUCUUGAAUUUUUUAACUAUUGACUUCAUUUUUACUGUGCUCUCAAAGUUUUUUUUCCACAGUUACCCUCUGAAUUCGUCUUUGAACUUUUUAUUUUGAAAUUUAAUGAACCCGUUGUAUUAAAAAACACUUUUAAAUUUCCACAACGUCUGAAGCCAUCAUUAUUUCAUACUGAAGUGUACAGUUUCACGGGUGUUAGCGUUUGCAUGCAUUCUGUUCUCCGGACGUACAUUUCUGAUCGUUUACAUCUGUACGAAACUUUUCUCUCUGAGACAGCGCUGCUCGGGCGGACAGUAGUUAUAUACCUCAUGUACAUAUUCAAGUUGCAGCAAUAUUAUUUACGUUCGUGGGUUCUUGAAUCGUAGUGUGGUCUACCAUUUGCUAUGUAGGUAUUGGUUUGUCUGAUCUACUCUUAAAAUAUCGUUAUUCUUGGUGAAUUUCAAAAAUGGUCUGUGAUUUUACUCAAAUUUUUAUUUGUGUUGAGUUCAAAUUGAACUUCUUCUGUGGGUAACUUUCCGUGCAAUAAAUUUGUUGCUACAUGCAUGCGUGAAGCUCGUGUGUUUUUUCUGGAGAUAUUAGCUGUUUGUUAGUUUCGAAUUUAUAUCGGUAGGGCUAAAUGCAGAAUACAUUUUCAUUCCAGUUAUGCCUGCCCAAGUAUAUUCUAGUAAUUUUCACGAAACUGUAAUUUAUAAUUUACGUACCUAUAAAUCCACAAAUUUAGUUAAUUUAGUCUUAACUGUUAUUUCAUUUUUAUAUACUAAUUCUUAUUGUUGAAUGUGAAGGCACCUGAUGAGGCAUAAGUAGGUAGACUUAAGGAAGUCAGUCUCCAAAUAAUCCGUGCCUUUGAUACUUGGAAAGAACUUCAGUGCCUUCAUGAGAAGCCGGCGACGUCUUUUCACUGUUCCUCCAACAUGAUCAUGUAUCCUGGCAACCGUGCGUCAUGUUAUGCGUUCUAUUAUUAUUGUGAUGGCUGUUCAAUUAUUUAUGCCGUGUUUAUAUGUUCAUUUUAUAUUCAUUAAAACAAAUAUUUUAGUUUUCAUUCUGAGAAUACCUGUAUCUAUGGGGCUUAACUAUAUUAAUGCGUAAUAAUUUCUGUUAAUGUAGUACAUACGUAGCUUUCUCGUUACCGAGCUUAUUUGAUGCUAGUUAAUAUUUUCAAUGUUGACUUUAAGCUGUUAUUUCUUAGUCAUCUUUUGUUAGGGAUUUAUUUUAGCUCGUCAUCUUUUAUAGGGCAUUAAUUACAAGUUCGUGACUUCUAUGUGUGUGGGGUAAUCAGGACUCGUUUGCAGCUGAUUCUGUGUAUGCAUCUCCUAAUGUCGUCUGCGAGCGUCGUUUAUUACAGAAAUGCCAUUCUUUAAUCUAAUUUUAACUAAGUUUUAUGGGUAAAGGAAUUUGUUUUAACCGUGGGAAUUAAAUUUGCGUGUCGGGAAAAUGAUCUUUUAACUACUGAUUAUUAUAAUACUAGAUAUAUUUAUACUUCAACUUUGAGGAAUUUGAGUCGAGAUUAACUGGAAAUAUACGACUGGGUUCUAAUCAACUCUUCAUGAAUUCUUAUAAUUAUGAACCGUUGCUACGACUGGCUGACGAAUUAAAAUUUAUAUAAUGAAGUUGUGCCCAAACUGUGCGUUUUCGUGGAAUUUCAUGAAUCUUGCGUUACACUUAAUGAAACGCUAAUGUUUGACGGGCAAUGAAUUUCAACGUUAUUGUUUCAUACUACUUUGACAAAUUAUGCAUCACUGAGAUAUGAAUAGUAAGCGAGGCUUGCCGGGGAGGAAAGAAGUUUUUUCACAACUACCUUGGCAGUAUAAAUGCUAAGGUUGGUCGGUUACAACCCAAACACUUACCAUGAUUCAUUAAUCAUAUAAGAUCCCGAUUAUUGUGCAGAGCCUGGCAGUAACAUUAAUUCAUUAAAUAAGUCAAAAGUCCAUCUACUCUGUAAUUCACCGGGCUUUGUCUUAAUUUAUCGUCUCCCUACCACGAAUUAUCUAUUCUCGCUAACAUUCACGGUUAUCCAUGCCAUUGUGUUCCCUCUUUCUUCUUCUCCAUCGACAUAAAAUGUAUGAGUGGCAGCCGGCUGCUACCAAGGCCUCUAGCGCUUUGGGUCCCUAGACUCUAAAUAUAAACUAAAAUACACGAAUUAUAUUCUCUGAUCAACUUUAGAUCAGCUAAUCAAUCGUGAGUAUGAAUGAAUAUGAAUACAAUUUUUUGUAAAAGUGUGAGCCAUUCCAUACUGAUACCUACCUAUGCAUAUAUAUCAACUUUAUUGGCUGCCGAAUAGCCCCGCCGAACCUCAGUUGUAAGUUAAAUGCAGCGUUAUACUCUGGCCAAGCUCAAGAAUUGGAGGAAGUUCUUUUGAAAAUCGAUGCCACUAUGGAAUCAAAAAUAUCGCGACUCGACGUUAUUCUUUAUUACAGUUGAAGCCGCUGCCUUACUCAUUGAAAAAUGACGGCAAGUUGAUAUUUCGACAUACCUAACCCCGAGUUCCAGAUGAGCAUUUUCUCACUUAUAUAGUUAUUCAUGAUUCUUUGUCUCAAUUUUGUUAGUUGAAAUUUUGCCUAAGCUAUGAUUUUUGGUUAUUUUGUCCAUGUUAUGAGAGCUAUAUAACUUAUAAUGUGGUGUAGUUCGGCAGAAGUUGUUCCUUAAUGCAAGUUUGAUUGAAGAGAAGUUUUUCUCUUCAAUUUGUUUGUUUCUGUAUUGGGUGAAUUAGGCUUUUGAUAAUACUUGAAAAUUCAAAUAUAAGGUUUCCAAGUGA
Messenger RNA from Hyalella azteca, 5167 nucleotides. RefSeq names its product peroxisomal carnitine O-octanoyltransferase-like. Bases 392 to 2194 code for a protein of 600 amino acids. Gene Ontology annotation, cellular component: peroxisome. Lineage: Eukaryota; Metazoa; Arthropoda; Malacostraca; Amphipoda; Hyalellidae. Gene Ontology annotation, molecular function: carnitine O-octanoyltransferase activity. The transcript is spliced from 14 exons. The record is from RefSeq and is a predicted model, not a curated record.